AGUGUGAUUUUGCACGUGGCUCUCCCCCUCCCCCCAAAAGGAAGUUAGUAAUUGCUGCGGCUGUCUCUCUCUCUUUUCCUUUGCAGUGUUCCGCUUUUGCGUUUCGCUCUUUUUUUUUCCAGCGGAGGAAGAGGUUAAACUUUCCAUGCCUCCGCCAACCCGACUCGACGCGCUGUGCGAAGCGUCGUCAAACGCGCGUCUUGCUGAACUGGAAAGCUUUCGCAGACUGUGCGACCGGGUGCAUUCUCUGAGGGAGAGUGUUAACGACUUAUGCAAUCGGCGAAUCCCUGCAAUUGAGCGGUCAAUUGAACAGUUCCACGACAGUCACCUUUAUCGUCCGCUGGAGACAGAGAAGGACUUUGUUGAGGAGGCUGCCGUGCACUCCGUUGGUCUCUUGUUGGGCGCGAUUGAUUCUUUGUACUUGCAUGCACAGACGGUCCCCCACCAAAAACAUUCCGCUUCUAAACGUUGUGCCUCUGCUGCAUCGCAGGUGAGCGAAUCUGUUACGUUCGCUGUGGGCUACUCUCCCGAGUUUACACUCAGUGACAGAGAUACGUAUCGGUACGCGGCUAAGCAGGAUGAUUCACCGAACCGGAUUGCAGAGGUAGCACGUGAGCCGCGGCUUAUUAAAGGCAUCCCUCAAGCGACGCUUGACGUACCGUUUGCCAGCGGCCGCGGGCACACGACGGAAUCCGCAGCGUUUAAGAACAGUAAUUCCACGCGGAAAGACACGCCUCCAGCCUUAGAGAACACCUCACGUUUUCCCGCUCGCGGAGACCUUGCGGACCGAACAACGCAAGUGCCGAUGAAUCGUCCGGAAAAUGCAACUCCCAAAACUGCUUCGCAAGUUGAAAGAAAGACAAUGGAGAGCAAGCCCGCCGGUGGCGGCUUUGGGUUUGCUGUCGGGAAGGACGCACCUGCUGCUGCUCCUGCUGCGGAGAGCAAGCCCGCCGGUGGCGGCUUUGGGUUUGCUGUCGGGAAGGACGCACCUGCUGCUGCUCCCGGUGCUGUCGCUGCUCCAGCCAGCGGAUUCACAAAAGCACCUGCGCAAGGCGGGUUUGGCCAGAGCUCUGCGUUCGGGCAGGCUUCGGCUCCCGGUGCUGUCGCUGCUCCAGCCAGCGGAUUCACAAAAGCACCUGCGCAAGGCGGGUUUGGCCAGAGCUCUGCGUUCGGGCAGGCUUCGGCUCCAGUUAGCGAGUUUGGCAACGCUGGUGCUGGGGGCGGGUUUGGAGGGGCUGCCGGACAGCCAGCCGGUGUCGCAGGGCAGGGGGCAAAUGCAGACAACCAACUCGCAUAUGGCUCGCGCAGCGCCUUCACGAGUGCCUUUGGAGGGCCAUCGAGUGGCGGCGGCUUCUCUGCCGUGCCGAAAAGUGCCUUUUCGGGUGGCGGCAAUGCGGGCGGUGCGUUCGCCGCUUCUUCCUUCAACUCUAUUGCAGGCAAUUUUCAGCAGGGCAACCAAAACGGGUUGCUGUUUGGAGGCCAGCAGUAA
Messenger RNA from Leptomonas pyrrhocoris, 1489 nucleotides. RefSeq lists its product as hypothetical. Bases 146 to 1489 code for a protein of 447 amino acids. The record is from RefSeq and is a predicted model, not a curated record. Lineage: Eukaryota; Euglenozoa; Kinetoplastea; Trypanosomatida; Trypanosomatidae. The transcript has a single exon.